AACUACUAGAGAAUAAUCUUCAAGAGAAGACGUGCCAAUAGAUAAAAGUUAUGGUGCACAUCUGCAGGCUGCUUGUUCUGAUGGGGAUGUUGCUGUGUUUAAGUGCCCAGUUCGCCAGCUCUCAGCACUGGUCUCAUGGCUGGUACCCUGGAGGAAAGCGAGAGAUAGACAUUUACGAUACAUCAGAGGUUUCAGGGGAAAUUAAACUCUGUGAGGCAGGAAAAUGCAGCUAUCUGAGACCCCAGGGAAGAAACAUUCUGAAGACAAUACUGCUGGAUGCCCUAAUACGGGAUUUCCAAAAGAGAAAGUGACACCAAGAUGACUCAUCAGCCCUUGUCCAAAGAAACAAGCUUUCCAGCAAACACAUUAGACCUGCAUUUACAUUCAAAUAUAUGAAUAUAAAUAUAUAUUUUUUUCUGUGAUUUUAAUUUAAUUUUUUAUGUUCUACAUUUUGUUCUGUUUGUGAGUAAACCUACUGCCGGCAUUAUGUAACCAUUUGCUGCAGUUCCUACAAUAAAGGCUUUAUUUUGGUAUUUUG
Molecule: messenger RNA, 538 nt
Organism: Rhinichthys klamathensis goyatoka
Lineage: Eukaryota; Metazoa; Chordata; Actinopteri; Cypriniformes; Leuciscidae
Gene: gnrh2
Product: gonadotropin-releasing hormone 2
Exons: 4
Coding region: 51-311 (86 amino acids)
Biological process (GO): multicellular organism development
Cellular component (GO): extracellular region
Molecular function (GO): hormone activity
Source: RefSeq, a predicted model, not a curated record